Molecule: messenger RNA, 857 nt
Organism: Dreissena polymorpha
Lineage: Eukaryota; Metazoa; Mollusca; Bivalvia; Myida; Dreissenidae
Product: post-GPI attachment to proteins factor 2-like
Exons: 6
Coding region: 36-776 (246 amino acids)
Biological process (GO): GPI anchor biosynthetic process
Cellular component (GO): Golgi membrane; endoplasmic reticulum membrane
Source: RefSeq, a predicted model, not a curated record
AAUUAUCAAAAUAGCAACAGCGCUCUAGGACAAAUAUGGAGAAAAAUACACUUUGCUACGUAAAAGCAUCGCAUUUGGGAUAUUUUACUAUGGGAUUGCCCGGUCUUGCCACGUUUAUUGCGAUAGCUUACUCCAUAUUGUAUGACUUUAAGGGUUCUACCGCGACACACUGUAAUGUUCGCAACAUCCUUCCCACUGUGAGUGCAUGCAUCAGUCGCUGUCCACAGUGUUAUAUCUGGCGGAUCUUUAUCGCUCUGCAUGCAGCACCAAGGUUCAUGUUUGCAGCUGCCUGGUAUAAUUGGUACAUGCAGGUCCAAGUAGGUAAAAGCCAGGCUUUAUAUGGAUUGCUUGUGAAGAUAACAAUAGGCCUUCACGUGGUUGAGAAUCUCAUGCUGGUGACUUUAACCUGUGUGUCUUCACUUGAAAACAGAAAUAUCCAUGAAAACAGUUUUGUGCUGUUUAUGGCUUGUUCCUGGCUAGUGUUCCUACUUAGUAUAGUUCUCUCAAAAUGGGGCAACAGGACACAUCCUGAGGACAGGAAGUCUUACAUGCUCAAGAAGCUGUUUGCUGUGAUAAACAUUGCCAGUUUCUCACUGGCACUCUAUUCCUACUUCAGACACAACGCAUACUGUGAGCCCUAUGUGUACAGUUGGUUUGCGUUUUUCGAGUAUGUGACCAUCUACUCCAACAUUCUUUUCCACGGUACGGCCACGAUUGAUGUGCGGGAGUACUCUGCCGGUCUUGUUCUCACUGAUCUCCUGCGCAAGCAUAAAUAGUGACAUUCACUUGCAGUUCAUGGUUGAUACCUCUUUUAGAUAUGAAGUGAAUGCUAGAGGUCUCUUGAUUCUUAACCCUUA